AUGGCCCAUGCUCCUCUUCUUCGAAAUAAUACCGCUCCGGUCUUUCAGUCCAACCAGAGCGGCUUCAACAUCCUGCAACCGAACAAAAUGAGCAGUGCGCCCCGCGGCAGCCAGUUGUCGGGUUCGACGGCGUACGCUGGCUCGACGACGUCGUUGAGCUCGCUGGGCAGCGCCGCCACGGUCGUGCCAGCCCAAAAUGGCGGCCCUGUCAUGGCAACGUCCAACAUCAUUAACCAAAAAGCUGACGCGUCGCGGUCUCUCUACCAGAUUUGCGUUUCCCUCAAACAGCGGCUGAGCCAAGUGCCUGAUUUCGCGCCCUUUCUAGACCAGCUCGACCCGUCAGAUCCAGUCGAUCCGCUAUGGAACCUCCUCCGCACCGGCUACCCCCUUCUCACAAUAUACAACUCUCUGCAGCCGACGGAGCCCCUCAAGGUUGAGGACACCAACGCAUCAGAAGCCAAGAAGUCCAAGAUCGCCGUGUUCAAGUUCGUGCAAGCAUGCAUGAAGGAACUGCAGGUGCCUCCUGCCCAGAGUUUUGUGAUUACCGACUUGAUGGGAACCGACACGAGCGGCUUCGUCAAGGUCAUACAGGUGGUCCACUACGUGCUUGACUUGGCUGAGCAGCGUGGCUUGCUGCUUCAGCUUCAGCCCUACCCCGAAGAUGAACAGGCCGCGGCAACCGGAGGCUCGCAGAUGAGCUACCGAGACCACAUAGUGAAGGAACUGGUCGACACCGAGCGCAAGUACGUACAGGACUUGGAAAACCUGCACGACCUGAAAAAGAUGCUGGAGCAAAAGGGCCUCAUCCCCGGUGACGUCGUGCAUCAAAUAUUCCUCAACAUCAACGCCAUUCUCGAUUUCCAGCGACGGUUCCUCAUCCGGGUCGAAACCACAAACUCCAUGCCCAAAGCCGUGCAGCGUUGGGGCGCCCCGUUUUGCUUCUACGAGGAUUCCUUUGACAUUUACCAACCCUUCAUCGCCAAUCAGCGCAAGGCUGCCCAGAUCGCCAACCUAGUGUUUGACAAGAUUCAGCAAUCGGACCAUCCGGUCGCUGCCGACUUCAACACCUUGGAUGGAUUUUUGCUCAAACCCAUGCAACGCCUAGUCAAGUACCCUCUGCUGCUGAAAGAUUUGGCCAAGAAAUCCGAAGAUGAAGAGGUCAAGGACGAUCUCUGUACCGGAUGCGAUGCCGCCGAACGGGUUCUUUUCAAGGCCAACGAGGCCGUGAACCGCGACCUUCUGGACGAGUCUCUCGAGGAGCUGAUUACAAGAGUAGACGAUUGGAAGUCCCAUAAGGUGGAGUCGUUUGGAAAGCUGCUCUUGCACGGUGUGUAUGGUGUCACCACGGGGAAAAAUGAGCAGGAGAAGGACUACGAAAUUUACCUCUUCGAGUGCAUCUUGUUAUGCUGCAAAGAAGCAUCCAGCAAAAAGGACAAGACUCGGUCAAGCGGACCCAAGAUCAAGAAUAGGAGCGCCAAACUUCAGCUGAAGGGAAGGAUUUUCAUGACUAACGUGACUGAUGUCGUGUCCCUUUCAAAACCUGGUUCGCACAGCGUUCAGAUUUGGUGGAAGGGUGACCCAGGCGUCGAAAAUUUCACGAUUAAAUUUCUCAACGAGGAGACGAUGAGGAAAUGGGCGGCCGGGCUAGAGACGCAAAGGAAAGAAAAUGCGCCUCGACUUUCUACGAGUCAAGAGUCCAUCAGGAACGAUUUCGCUUGGACACGGGAUCACGCUGGUGGUCUUGAGAACCCGUACCUGCAGCAGGAAGACGACGAUGAGGACUACGGCGGACCUGCGACGGCGCCGGCGCAGAUGCAGAUGUCGUCGCAAUCGAUGGGCUCUGUCGUCCCCCGUACUUCCUCAAACGGCAGCUUGAGACAACGGUCCGCCACCGGAGAAAGCACCCAGUCGCUCGCCAGCAUCGCCCGAGCUCCGCCACCACGGUUUCCACCGCCCAUGCCUCCUUCUUCGUCGCUCAGCAUACAGACGGCGUCGAGCACGGGCGCUCAGUCUCCUGGUUCAAGAGGAGGAGACAGCUACUUCUCGCCUGUGCCCGAGUCCCCCGCCUCUUCCCGGACGAGCACCACCAGUGGCAUCUUCCCUGGACCAGCGUAUCAGUUCUCUUCCUCCUCCAAGGCCGGAACGCCGCAACCGGUGUGGGACGACUCACGAUAUGGGCCUGGCGGCAUGCCUCGGGCUCCCUCGAGGGAUGGCUCCUCACCGAACCCCCUUGGAAUGGGUGGCGGAGGUCGAGCAGCGCGCGGUCCGUCGCUGCCGGUCAUGGCGACGCACAGCCAGACGGCAGCUCAGCAGCAACGCAGCCGCUCGUACAGCACACCCGAUGCCAAUGUCGCUGGCAUGCCGCGGCAGCGCCAGCCUAGCCAAAGCAACAUCCCCGCCGUGCCGGGGAUCCCUCAACACCUGCACCCGGCGGCCCUUGACGGCAACAUUUCCAGAUCACAAACCGGCUCCCCUCGUAACGAUCUUCCGAUCCGGACCAGCACCCAGAGCCCCGGAGCCCAGCGCGAGCGAAUGCAUCAGCAUCAGCAUCAGCAUCAGCACUCGGGCAGUCUCGGCGGCAGCACCAUGUCUGCGUUUCCCUCGCAACCGGCUUACUCGCGCGGGAACACGCCGGUACCGAACGGGGUGAACUCGAUCAGAGCGGACGCUGCCGCCCCAGCCGCAAACUCGCGCAACGCGUCCCCGUCGAUUGGAGCCGGAGGGACCCUUUCGCACAACGGCAGCUCCCUGGCGAGUCCUGACUUGCCCAUGCCCACUCAGCUGAAGGUCCGGGUGAACUGCGACAGCGGGAAUUACGUCACCUUGGUGGUGGCUUUCAACAUAACGUACCAGUCCUUGAUUGAUCGGAUUGACGCCAAGCUCGCGCGGUUCAUGACGAACAGCAUCAGUAAAGGGGCGCUGAAGCUGCGGUAUCGCGAUGAAGAUGGCGAUUUCAUCACGAUUGAAAGUGACGACGACAUUCAAAUUGCAUUUACGGAGUGGCACGAAGGGGUACGCAACAUGUACUCUGGCGGUGUAGGGGAGAUUGAGCUCUUUUGCGUCGGAGAAGGGCAAUAA
This is a messenger RNA of Ustilaginoidea virens, 3078 nucleotides long. RefSeq lists its product as uncharacterized. Gene Ontology annotation, cellular component: nucleus; division septum; cytoplasm. Lineage: Eukaryota; Fungi; Ascomycota; Sordariomycetes; Hypocreales; Clavicipitaceae. Gene Ontology annotation, molecular function: protein binding; guanyl-nucleotide exchange factor activity. Gene Ontology annotation, biological process: establishment of cell polarity; intracellular signal transduction; septin ring organization. The record is from RefSeq and is a predicted model, not a curated record. Bases 1 to 3078 code for a protein of 1025 amino acids. The transcript has 3 exons.